Molecule: messenger RNA, 469 nt
Organism: Paralichthys olivaceus (Japanese flounder)
Lineage: Eukaryota; Metazoa; Chordata; Actinopteri; Pleuronectiformes; Paralichthyidae
Gene: ndufb3
Product: NADH:ubiquinone oxidoreductase subunit B3
Biological process (GO): mitochondrial respiratory chain complex I assembly; electron transport chain
Cellular component (GO): mitochondrion
Source: RefSeq, a predicted model, not a curated record
AACCGCGUUCGUGUUUUGGUCCUGGCGCACUGCCGUAGCUCUGUCGUAAAUUGUCGCUGUCUGUCGCAACGUUUAGUCCAGCAGCAGAGGUCACAACAAACCGCUCAGAAUGGGAGGUGACCAUGGCCACAGCAAAAUGUCCAUGCCAGACUGGCGGCUGUGGAAGGUGGAGGGAACACCUCUGGAGGUCACAAAGCAGAGGCUGGCAGCCAGGGGCCUCAAGGACCCGUGGGGACGUAACGAGGCGUGGAGGUUCUCCGGCGGCUUCGCUCAUUCUGUGACUUUUGCAGAGGUGCUGCUGAAAGGAUUCAAGUGGGGCUUUGCUGCCUUUACUGUGGCUCUGGCUGUAGAGUACGCCCUGUUCCCACCAAAGAAGGGUGGACACUAAUGCUCAUCAUAGUCCCUCAAAACCACACCAUACUGGAGUGUAAUAUUAUGUUUCCUUUAUUAAAUGUCUUUUUGGUCACCA